Messenger RNA from Pseudomyrmex gracilis, 1577 nucleotides. Its product is annotated as SPRY domain-containing protein 7. Lineage: Eukaryota; Metazoa; Arthropoda; Insecta; Hymenoptera; Formicidae. The coding region runs from base 408 to 989 and encodes 193 amino acids. Gene Ontology annotation, molecular function: protein binding. The record is from RefSeq and is a predicted model, not a curated record. The transcript is spliced from 6 exons.
ACUUAAACCCUAACCUAACCUAAUCUAAUGUAAUUUAAUCUUUAAACUAACCUCAAACCUCACGUCAUUUAAAGACGCGCUUUUACGUGUUUCGCAAAAACUUUGUAAUUUUGUCGCGUAGCGUGAGAAAGCAUGUUGUGCGUUACAAGAUAUGAAAUGUCAUGCUACAAGAGUCGUCCGUUGAGAUAAAUCACACGGUUGAGAUCAACAUCACACUAGAAGCCAUUUUUGUGCGGCAUUGUUGUAUAUGUUUCCUCCGUGUUUCAUUGGCAAGGUGUAAUUAGGUGACCGACUGAUUGCAAACAGAGGAACGAGAGAAACAUUAUUUUUACGUCGUCGCUACGAUGUUGUAUCCGCUGUGAUUCUGAACAACCGAGUCGAACUUCGCAGAGAUUAUCGUAGGGACGAUGUUUUGCUGUCUGAGAAACUGUUUUGAUGGCCUCGGCUUCGGCGCGACUCAAGCACCAAAGCGGGAACAAAACCUCAUCGCCUUGGACACGACUCACAUGGGGAAUGAGGUAGUCAUAGUAAAAAAUGGUCUAAGGAUAUGCGGAAGCGGUGGUGCCUUAACGAACGCCCCUCUUGUUCAGAGUAAAAGUUACUUUGAAGUUAAGAUACAGCAGGGUGGUAUUUGGGGUAUCGGACUAGCCAGGAGAGACUCGGAUCUCAAUGUCGCUGUGGGUGGAAAGGAUUCGGAAAGUUGGGCGCUCAAUUCGGACAGUAUUAUAAGGCACAACGACCAAGAAGUUCACAAAAUUCAAACUCCCGUACAAGAAGGAGAUAUCAUUGGAGUAUCUUACGAUCACGUAGAAUUGAAUUUCUAUUUGAAUGGGAAAUCCACGAACGCUCCAGUUAUGGGAAUAAAAGGACGAGUGUAUCCAGUAUUAUAUGUGGACGACGGAGCUAUCUUAGAUAUAAUUUUGGAAAACUUCGUUUACGCGCCGCCAAUGGGCUUCGAGAAAAUAAUGUUAGAACAGUCGUUACUUUAGCAGAGUGUUGUAAAAACGAGAACAAGGCGCUUUACGUUUAUGACUGGAUGACAUGAGAUAUUUAUAAUGGUAACCCAUCGUGUUUUAUUGCACUUGUACAGCUUCCGUGUUGAGCGUGUUGUGAUGACUGAUAUUUAAUCUAGAGAGACAACGAUCACCUCAUCCGAUGAUGCAUUGUAUUGCCGGUUGAUUUAACUAUAUAGGCCAGUGAUAAAGUAAAUCCAUUUUACACGAAAUACAAUUAUUUACAAAUUUAAUUAUUUACGGGCAAGUUUUUUUUUUUUUUUUUUUAACAUUGCCUAGAAUGCGGAAAUAUAUUGUGAUUUGUGUUAUUAUUAAAUUUCUCAAAUGUAGGACCGUUAAUCUCUGUUUGGAAAUAACGUGCAGAUCAACGAUGGAAAAUGGUUGAUUUCACUCUUCACUUUCGAACAUUCUUUGUUGGGUGAGAAUUUAUACGUGUAUGUCGCUUCACAUGUGCAGCUGUUCAUAGUUUAGUUUUUAGCAUGUACUUUAACAUUCAAAUUACAAAAAUGUCUUAUUCAAAUCUUGCAAAUUUGUUUUUUUUUUUUUUCAUGUACAAUGCGGCAA